This is a messenger RNA of Botrytis deweyae, 696 nucleotides long. RefSeq lists its product as uncharacterized. NCBI's taxonomy places the organism in Eukaryota, Fungi, Ascomycota, Leotiomycetes, Helotiales, Sclerotiniaceae. Bases 1 to 696 code for a protein of 231 amino acids. The record is from RefSeq and is a predicted model, not a curated record. The transcript has a single exon.
AUGGGCAAUAAAAAUAAUCGUGGUCAAGCACCCGUCGUUCGUGCAGCACAUCAGUAUGCCGAGAAGCAGGCUGCCGCAAAGCAGCAAUCUGUACAACUGAUCCAAGUUCAGAAGCAACAAGCUGAACUCGCUAGAGCUCAGGAGUUGGCGCAGCAAAAGGCUUUAGCCCGUCAACAAGCUUUCUAUUUCGAUUACACCAAAUUUCCCAAGCAUUCGGCUUUGAGCAUCAAGAAGAAUCCUGCAGCCGGAGAGGUUGCACUACUCAUCAAUCUUGACAUCGUCCAUCAUGGAAUCACUGCAAAGGAUCCAAACUUCUUGAACGUCCUUCCUCUCUACGCCAAACUUAUCACUAAAGUCGAAUUCCAACUUCUCGCCCCCUCAUACCACGAAUCCCGUGAGAUCUAUUUCGGUCGGGUUGAAAACAUGAUGAAGACCAUCGAUUGUUUGAACAAGUUCAAUAUCGAAGAAUUUCACUUCGUAGUAUGUAUCAACAAGGCAUACAACUUCCAACAGAUGAAGCUGGCUGCUGCAGCUUUUGGCCUGGACUUCGAAAACUGGACCAUGGCCACCAAGGUUCGUGGUGUUGCAGGCACAUGGAAAGUUGAUACCGAAAGCGAUUGGGAUCGCAAAUUGGCUAGAAUUUACAAGCAAGACUUUCUGGCCUUCAAAGUAAAGUCGGACAAAUCCGAAAAUUAA